Messenger RNA from Psammomys obesus (fat sand rat), 1725 nucleotides. RefSeq names its product protein phosphatase 3 catalytic subunit gamma (gene Ppp3cc). Gene Ontology annotation, biological process: calcineurin-mediated signaling. The transcript is spliced from 13 exons. Gene Ontology annotation, cellular component: calcineurin complex; cytoplasm. The record is from RefSeq and is a predicted model, not a curated record. The coding region runs from base 71 to 1510 and encodes 479 amino acids. Gene Ontology annotation, molecular function: calmodulin-dependent protein phosphatase activity; calmodulin binding. Lineage: Eukaryota; Metazoa; Chordata; Mammalia; Rodentia; Muridae.
CCGAGCGCAGCCUGCUGGGGAGGAAGGCGGCGGCUCGCGUCCUGCGGGCCGCCGGAGCCGGGAGGAGACCAUGUCCGGGAAGUACCGUCAGAUCUCCACGACCGAGCGCGUCAUCAAAGCUGUCCCUUUUCCUCCAACGCAGCGGCUAACUUUGAAGGAACUAUUUGAGAAUGGGAAACCUAAAAUGGAAGUUUUGAAGAACCAUUUGUUAAAAGAAGGUCGAGUGGAAGAAGAGGCAGCCUUAAAGAUAAUCAGUGACGGGGCUGCCAUCCUGAAGCAAGAGAAGACUGUGAUAGACGUGGAGGCUCCAAUCACAGUGUGUGGUGACGUCCAUGGACAGUUCUUUGACCUGAUGAAGUUGUUUGAAGUUGGGGGAUCACCUAGUAACACUCGCUACCUCUUUCUGGGUGACUAUGUGGACAGAGGCUAUUUCAGUAUAGAGUGUGUGCUGUAUCUAUGGAGUUUAAAGAUUAACCAUCCUAAAACAUUUUUUCUGCUUCGAGGAAAUCAUGAAUGCAGGCAUCUUACAGAGUACUUCACCUUUAAACAGGAAUGUCGGAUCAAGUAUUCAGAACUGGUGUACGAAGCGUGUAUGUACACUUUUGACUGUCUUCCUCUUGCUGCUCUCUUAAACCAACAGUUUCUCUGUGUACAUGGAGGAAUGUCACCUGAAAUUAAUAGUAUAGAUGAUAUUAGGAAAUUAGACAGGUUUAUGGAGCCCCCUCCUUUUGGGCCGCUGUGUGACCUGCUCUGGUCUGACCCCACAGAGGAUUACGGCAGUGAGAAGACUGUGGAUCACUACACCCACAACACUGUCCGUGGCUGCUCCUACUUCUUCAGUUACCCUGCAGUUUGUGAAUUUUUACAGCACAACAGUUUAUUGUCAAUAAUCAGAGCCCAUGAAGCCCAGGAUGCUGGGUACCGAAUGUACAGGAAGAGCCAGACCACUGGCUUUCCAUCACUCAUUACGAUUUUCUCUGCCCCCAAUUACCUAGAUGUCUAUAACAAUAAAGCUGCAGUGUUGAAAUAUGAAAGCAAUGUCAUGAACAUCAGGCAGUUUAACUGUUCUCCACACCCCUACUGGCUCCCAAACUUCAUGGAUGUUUUCACGUGGUCUUUGCCUUUUGUUGGAGAAAAAGGCGCUCCAUAUCGAAAAGAAAUCAUCAAGAAUAAAGUCAGAGCCAUUGGGAAAAUGUCACGGGUCUAUUCAGUUCUUCGGGAAGAGAGUGAGAGAGUGCUGACCCUCAAGGGUCUUACUCCUACAGGCACACUCCCAUUGGGGGUCCUCUCUGGAGGAAGGCAUACCAUUGAGAAUGCCACACUACAAGCGGCAACGGCACAGGAAGCCAUGAAAGGACUUAAGGUCCGAACUUUUGAAGAAGCCCGAGGUCUAGACCGAAUUAAUGAGAAAAUGCCACCCCGAAAAGAGGGUGUGUUUCCUGAUGGGCCAGCGAAGACGGUACAUUCACAAGCAGUGCGAAGGAGCGACCAAAGAAAGAAAGCCCUGUAAUGACUCAGCGCUCUGGGCAGCACUAUGGGCCCCAACCCUGCAAACAAAUCAUAUUUAUUUAUUCUUGGAAACGAAACAGAAACAACGAGAACAGCUUAAACUUGGAAGUGCAUUUGUAAUUCAGUCGCAUUUAUUCUGUAAGAAAGAUGACAAUUUUAUAAAUUCUUCUAAUUUAUGUUCACUAUAUAUAAAAAGUACUUCUGUUUUGUUCCCUG